CGCGUGUUUAUCGAGAUAUCAACGGCGACACGGUAUAAGAUAUAAGGGGGCUGGCGGACGGCAGCCAGUGUUGUGCCGGAUCGUGGGCUACGCUGAUUUAGAGGCGGUUGCUGCGGUUCUUAUCGGUAGAGGCAGUGUGCAUCGUUCGAACGAGACAGGCGAAAUGCGGAUCUGGCUGCUGCUGACCAUUUUCCUGGUCGUCUCGGUGCUGGCGACCGAGACGUCCGCCAAGAAACGCGGCAAGGAGGUGGAGUCGAAGGCCGGCCACGAGAAGAAGAAGAGGGACGUGGCGUAUGCUAAGGACGGGAAAUCGAAGGAGUCGAAGAAGAGAAAGAGCAGCUCGUCCGAGGGCAACGAAGCCGAGGCGUACUCGGAGAGUAACGCGGGGAACGUAGAAUCUUCCGGCAAAGGGUACAAGUCGAAGAAUAAGAAGCUGAAGGAGAAGGAGAACGUCGAUCCCAAGAGGAACGGCGAGGUUGGCAAGGGCAAAAAGGAGAAAUCCGGCAAGUAUUCGAAGGAGGCGCAGGAUGCUCAUCAGACGGAUUCGAAGAAGAACCUGAAGGAGAAAAAGACGAAGGACAAGGUUGAUCUCGAGGAGCAGGCCGACGCGGAGAACAAGAAACCGAAGGUGGAGGGUAAGAAGCCAGGAAAGAACGAGAAGCAGGCGAAGGAGGGCAAGAAGAAGCUGCAGGAGAAGAAGAAGAAGAAGGAAACGGUCGAGGAACUCGAGGAGGAGCCUCUGGAAGCAGAGGUUGAACCUGAGGCGAAGCUUCCGGCGAAGAAGGAUAAGAAGAAGGGUGGCAAGAGUCAGGAGGGAAAGAGCAGGAAGAAACGGGAAGCGAAGCCGGAAGCGAAGCCGGAACCGGAGCAAGCGGAAGAAGAGGCAGUCCCCGAAGAGGAGCAGGAAGUCCCCGUGAACGCGGAAGAGGAAGUUGAAGCGGGAGAAGAAGCGCGAAGCUGUCGGAAACCGGACGAACUCGACAGCGAAGAAUCGGACGGCGUUGCGGAAUGCGAGCAAGCGUGACGGUCCAACCUGUAAAUACUUGCGUCAUCUUCGAGUAUCGCAUUCUAUCACCGUGUAAUCGCUCGUUUGGUCGAUGCCAAGAUAUCGAUCUUUCCAGUAUAUGUUUUUCUGUAAGCCGUGUGUCAGUUGUUGUCGUCGCGCAAGAGACUGACGUAUCGUUCGCGAGGUCAUCAGCUGAUCGGGAUAAGACGCGUUUCGCAUUAAAGAAAUUUCAAUCGUUUAUUCGAUCGAUGUCCGCGCCGAGUCGCAAACACGGACCGAUGUUGUUACACUCUUUAUGUACAAACAAUGAUUCUCUCGAUGAUGUGGACGAAGUUCUUAACGUUAACAGCCUUUGGAAGAAGGGAACCGUAUAAACACGCCUAACAGCUCUCCCGCGAAAUGUACGAUAGACACACGCUUCGAGGAAUAAAUAUUUCAGUAAAUCAUC
Nomia melanderi (Alkali bee) is the source of this 1454-nucleotide messenger RNA. RefSeq lists its product as uncharacterized. The record is from RefSeq and is a predicted model, not a curated record. NCBI's taxonomy places the organism in Eukaryota, Metazoa, Arthropoda, Insecta, Hymenoptera, Halictidae.